This is a messenger RNA of Triticum urartu, 1175 nucleotides long. RefSeq names its product JOSEPHIN-like protein (gene JOSL). Lineage: Eukaryota; Viridiplantae; Streptophyta; Magnoliopsida; Poales; Poaceae. The record is from RefSeq and is a predicted model, not a curated record. Gene Ontology annotation, biological process: protein deubiquitination. Gene Ontology annotation, molecular function: cysteine-type deubiquitinase activity.
UUGAAUGCAAAUCCCCUUUGCGUUCGGUUGUUUACUGUUGCGUCCACGACGAUAGGCAGGCUUCCCCUCGUGGCGGCGGCGCAGAAGCCGUGCGUCUGUUUGGUGCGGCCGUGAGAGAAGGGACGGAAUCCGCCGCCGUCCGGUCCGUAAUCCGUGGCGAUAAAACCCAAUCCCCCGCUGCCCCGGUAUCAAUCGCGGCAGCAUGGAGUCGGGAGCCAGAUCAGAAGCAAGGCCAGACGAGGAAGGGCCGGCCCCGGCGGGAAGCAGCAGCGGCGGCAGCAAAGUGUACCACGAGAGGCAAAGGAUGCAGUUCUGCCUCCUCCACGCCCUCAACAACCUUAUGCAGGAAAAAGAAUCGUUCACCCGAGCUGAGCUGGAUGGGAUUGCUGAAAAUCUUGUUCUUACUGAUCCAAACAAGGAGAAAUGGACUCCUCUAUCGCUGAUUUGGAAGCCCCACCACAAUGCAUUAACAGGGAACUAUGAUGUAAAUGUUCUUAUCGCGGCAGUAGAAUCUAGAAAGAAGAAGGUAGUUUGGCAUGAUCAUCGGAAGGGAGCAUCUUCGAUUGAUCUGGAUGCCGAAGCGCUGGUAGGUCUGAUGAUCAAUGUACCCGUGAGGAGGUUGAGGGGUCUGUGGACCGGGAGGCAUUGGGUGGCAAUUCGAAGCAUUGAUGGCAUCUGGUUUAAUUUGGACAGCGAUCUUCCGUCGGCCAAGCAGUUUCAGUGCAAAGAAAAACUAAUUGCGUUCCUGGACAGCGUUCUCAGUCAAGGCGGAGAACUGAUGAUCGUGCUCCAAGACGAAUGAUUGCACUGCUUAAGAUCUCCAAGGGCUACAACAAUUGGCUUCUCCUCUGUGAUUUAUCCGUUGCCCAUAUUUCCGAAUUGGCAAUGAGAUCACCUGCGUCUGCAAUAGCAGCUUCUCUGAAACUCUCUGAUCUUUGUGAGAAUCAUGGUGUGCCUGUAGGAGUUCGGAUACAUGGAAUGAUAGAAGUUUUCAGUUUUCUGAGAUUGUGUAUGCAGAGCUUAGGAAAGGAGAAUCUGUUGCGGCAGUGUAUAUGCCUUUUUUUUGUAACUGAAGUGUAUAUGCUCUGUGGAAAACUAUUUUGUGAGCAUUGCUUUGACGUGUACAUUACAUCUUGAACCAUUUGGUGUGAGUUUUAUUUAGUUUCUUGUGUGUU